Messenger RNA from Vicia villosa (hairy vetch), 2032 nucleotides. Its product is annotated as extensin-like. The record is from RefSeq and is a predicted model, not a curated record. Bases 64 to 1821 code for a protein of 585 amino acids. Lineage: Eukaryota; Viridiplantae; Streptophyta; Magnoliopsida; Fabales; Fabaceae. The transcript has 3 exons.
ACCAACGGAUUCUUCAUACUUUCUCUCUUUUCUGUCUAAGAGAGUUCUAAGAAGUUAGUGAAAAUGGAGAGAAAAAGAAGCAAUGUUGCUUCUGUUACCAUGUUUGUAAUGAUGGUUGCAUUGGUUUCUCAGAACCUUGUUAUGGUUUCUGUUGUAGCAGAUAAUGUUAAGGAUGAGAAAAAUGAGUUCAAUCCAGUGGCUCGUGCAGAAAGUUCUCCGUCGGGUUUGUCGAGUUCGUUAUGUGAACAUAGUCCACCACCUCAUCACUCUGGAGGUGGUUGUGGAAGCAGUAGUCCGCCACCGUCGCAUGGUCAUGGACAUGGUCAUAGUCCUCAUCAUCAUGGUCAUAAAAAAUCACCACCGUCGUCAGGUAGUGGAAGUUACAGUCCAACCCCGUCAACUCCCACCCCGUCGCCACCCUCAUCAGGUAGUGGAAGUUACACUCCAACCCCGUCAACUCCGACCCCAUCACCACCCUCAGGUAGUGGAAGUUACACUCCAACACCGUCAACACCAUCUGAUCCAACACCGUCAUCUCCUCCAAAUUGUGAUCCAACCCCAUCACCACCUGAGGAUGGAAGUUACACUCCAACCCCGUCAACUCCUGACACAUCACCACCAUCAGGUGGUGGUGGAAGUUACACCCCAACACCAACAACUCCCGACCCUUCACCACCAUCUGGUGGUGGAAGUUAUACUCCAACCCCGUCAACUCCCGACACAUCACCCCCAUCAGAUGGUAGUGGAAGUUAUACCCCAACACCAACAACUCCCGACCCUUCACCGCCGUCUGGUAGUGGAAGUUACACUCCAACCCCAUCAACUCCUGACACUUCACCACCAUCGGGAGGUGGAAGUUACACUCCAACACCAUCAACUCCCGACACAUCACCACCAUCAGAUGGUAGUGGAAGUUACACCCCAACACCAACAACCCCCGACCCUUCACCACCAUCCGGUGGUGGAAGUUACACUCCAACCCCAUCAACUCCCGACACAUCACCAUCACCACCAUCAGACGGUAGCGGAAGUUACACCCCAACACCAACAACUCCAUCAACACCCCCAACUAGCGACUGUGGAUCACCACCUCCAGUUGACUCUACAAGCCCAACAACACCAUCAAACCCCCCCUCAGGAGGUUACUACAGCUCACCACCACCAGACCCUAUAACCCCAACAACACCAUCAAACCCUCCCUCUGGAGGUUACUACACCUCACCACCAUCAGACCCUAUAACCCCAACAACACCAUCAAACCCUAUAACCCCAACAACACCAUCAAACCCACCCUCAGGAGGUUACUACACUUCACCACCAACCAGUUCCAGCCCACCAACUUAUGGCGGAAGUACCCCAACUGAUCCUGGCACCCCCACUUAUUCCAGCCCACCAACUUAUGGCGGAAGCACCCCAACCGAUCCUGGCACCCCCACUUUCUCCACACCACCUUACCUUCCUGCACCAUCUCCCUCCACUGGUACAUGCAGCUACUGGAAUAAUCACCCACAACUCAUCUGGGGAUUACUAGGCUGGUGGGGAACCUUAGGCAGCGCAUUCGGCACUACUAGCGUACCAGGAUUAGGAUCAAGCCUCAGCCUGCCACAAGCACUUUCCAACACAAGAACUGAUGGGCUUGGAGCACUAUACAGAGAAGGUGCGGCUUCCUAUCUUAACUCCUUGGUGAACAACAAGUUCCCUUACACAACCGAGCAAGUCAGAGAGAGAUUCAUAGCAUCACUCGGCUCAAACAAGGUUGCAGCAACACAAGCUAAUCUCUUCCGGAUGGCCAAUGAGGGGAGAAUGAAGCCUAGAGCAUGAUCUAAUUAGUUUGGUUUAUGUAUCAGUUUAUCGAGUUCGGUUAAGUUAAGUAUAUUAUUAUAUCUAAGACUUCUACUAAGAGUGUUUUGUAUUAGGUAAUUAAUUACUUAUCACGUGUUAGUUUACCUUAUCAUGGACUCAGUGUUAAUUAGCUUUUAUAUAUAUAUGGUUUCUCAGUUUUGAAUAAAGUUAAUAUUUCGUUGCUUAGCUA